AUGGUUAAGUCAACUAGUGUAAAGGAUGUUGAUCAGCACGAAAUUGUGCGCCAAAUUGCAAUGUUUUUAAAAAAAAGUGGAAAGGUAAAAGUACCUGAGUGGUCGGAUCUCGUUAAACUUGGUUGCAACAAAGAAUUAGCUCCAGUUGACCCCGAUUGGUAUUACACUAGAACAGCAAGCGUUGCACGCAGAUUGUAUAUUCGGUCUCCUACUGGUAAGGAUUGGUUAUGGAACAAAACGAGAGGCGUUGCCCCAAAUCAUUUCGUAAAGGCCUCGGGGACAGUUAUUCGAAAGGCGCUUCAAACUCUAGAGGCUAUUAAGUGGGUAGAAAAGCAUCCGAAUGGAAAUGGUCGUAUUCUGACAAGACAGGGGCGUAAAGAUUUAGAUAGAAUUGCAUCUCAGUUACGUCAGAACGCCAGGAAUACAGAAUUAUAA
Enterobius vermicularis (human pinworm) is the source of this 435-nucleotide messenger RNA. NCBI's taxonomy places the organism in Eukaryota, Metazoa, Nematoda, Chromadorea, Rhabditida, Oxyuridae. The record is from the annotation of a GenBank genome assembly.